AUGAAUUUAUCCCUCUCAAUCCCAACUUCUAUCCUCAAUGGGCUAACAGAAAAGGCAGUAGUGGGGAAACUUCAGUGGGGAAUGGCAUACAAAGGAUACCUGGUACUUGUAGAUGAUUCUAUGAACAUGCACCUUGCAAACACAGAAGAAUACAUAGAUGGAGCACUGUCUGCACAUUUGAGUGAGGUUCUUAUAAGGCGUAAUGUCUUUCACAUCAGGGGUAUUGAAGAAGAGGGGAAAUGA
Molecule: messenger RNA, 243 nt
Organism: Neogale vison (American mink)
Lineage: Eukaryota; Metazoa; Chordata; Mammalia; Carnivora; Mustelidae
Product: small nuclear ribonucleoprotein F-like
Exons: 1
Coding region: 1-243 (80 amino acids)
Biological process (GO): spliceosomal snRNP assembly; mRNA splicing, via spliceosome
Cellular component (GO): catalytic step 2 spliceosome; U1 snRNP
Molecular function (GO): RNA binding
Source: RefSeq, a predicted model, not a curated record